Molecule: messenger RNA, 2348 nt
Organism: Paramecium sonneborni
Lineage: Eukaryota; Ciliophora; Oligohymenophorea; Peniculida; Parameciidae
Source: the annotation of a GenBank genome assembly
AUGUCUUAAAGGAUACAUAACUAUAAUUAUUAACCCUGUUAUCAGACUGGUGUUCUUUAAUAGUAAGAAAAUAUUGGACAAGGAUAAGUGGUUGUGAGAAUAUCUCAAGAUAGACUUUAAAUCGAGAUGAAUAUUUAUUAGAAAUUGCAAAUUAAUAAGUGUUUAAAUGUUGUAGAAAUCUUAAAAAUAUUCAAUAACUAAGUCAUAAUAGAGGAAUGCUCAAUGACAUUAGAUUAAUUUAUGAAAAAAAGGCUAGAGAUAUCAUUGGGUUUUUCAAGGCAAGAUAUACAAUUAAUAAUUGCUUAAAUUAUCAAUGGAUAUUAACAUUUAAAAUAAUUAGGAAUUAUUUAUAGAAAUUUAACUCCAUAGACAAUACUUAUUAAAUAAAUAAAAGGAAGGUUUAUUAUAAAAGUAAUCUAUCUAAUAAACAUUAGUUAUCAGAUUUUAGUUUAUCUGGAUUAGUAAAUAAUUAAGAAUUAGCUUAAACAAAGGCCGGCAUUCCAGUAUAUUGGGCUCCUGAAGUUAUGUUUUAACCUGAAAAAGGUUAUAAUGAUAAAUGUGAUAUAUUUUCAGUAAUUUUUAAUUUAAUUCUUUAGUUGGGAAUUAUUUUACAUUAAUUAUGCUUUUAAAAUUAAAUGCCUUAACUAUUGAAGAAUUCGAUGGAGCUAUAAACCUUUUUAAUGAAUUUAAAGUAGCAGUAAUUCAAAUGUCAAAAAGGUGGAGACAUUGAUUAAGAAUAUAUUGAUUUGAUUGAGAAAAUGAUAGUUUUUGAGCCUAGAAAGAGAAUUAGUUGGGAAGAACUUGCUCGUAUCCCAAUUUUUUAAUAACCAUAUAAGCUCUUAGAUAAUCUAUACAUAGUAGAUUUUACUCAUAAAUUGGGUAGUGGGAUGUAAGGAGUGAUAUAUUUAACUAUUGAUUUACGGGAUUAAAAAGAAUUUUGCGCUAAAGUUAUUGAUAAUACCUAGAUUGAAGGAUAAAGAGAAAUUUCAGUUUAUGAAAAGUUAUCAAAGAAUAAUUCAAAAAAUAUUAUUCAAAUAUAUAAUUGCUUUCAUGAUAAACAUUAGACUUAUGUUAUUUUGGAGAAAUGUGAUGAAGAUAUUAAAUAAUAUUUUGAAAAAAAUAAUAAUGUUAACAAUGCAGAAAUUUUAGAUUUUUUAGACUAAAUUACUAAUGGCUACAUGGAGUUAUAGAAACAUGGAAUAAUUCACAGAGAUUUAAAACCAGAAAACAUCUUGAUUAAAUACGAAGAUAAUAAAAAGAAAAUUAAAGUAGUUACUUUUCUAUUAUUUUUUAGAUUAUAGAUUUUGGAGUCAGUAAGAUUAAUACAAAUUAAGAAUUAGCUACUACUUUAGCUGGCACUCCUAUUUAUUCUGCUCCAGAAGUACUUACUCUUACAGGAAAGGGUUAUACAAACUAAUGUGACAUUUAUUCUGUAAAAUAAUUUGCAUUAUGCAGUUAGGGACUAUGCUUUAUUAAUUUGUAUACAAAUAGCCAUACUGUUAGGCAAAUACUUUAGAAAAUUUGAAAAAUUUCUAGUAAUAGUUAAAAAAAAAUCCAUUUAUUUGCCCAUAAAAAUCUGGUAAUACUUAUUUAUAUAUCAGUUUUCAAAUAAUUAAUAGAAAGAAUGCUUAUUUAUGAUCCAAAUUAAAGAAUAUCUUGGACUGAAUUAUAAGAAGAAGUGAAAAAUCUCAUGAGUAAAUUAUCAAUCAAAAUAACUGAGAGAGAAUCAAUCUUACAUGAAAGCAUAUCUUCCUCAAUACUAAGAUAUUUAGAUAGUCUUUAACUAUUUACAUCCAAAUUAGAAUAAGAAUUGAUAAAUUUUUAUGAUCAACAAACUAAAUAUAAAACUGAUGUAGCCAAAUUACUUUAUUUUUUAUUGUUUUUCAGUCAAGCCACAAUUCUAGACUGUCAAGAAAUAAUUACUAAAUAGGCCAUAUACAUAGGUGGCGAAACUUUCAAGCAAGAAAUCAAUAUUUAAUGGAUCAAUUAAGACAGAGUUUUAUAAUAUAUUGAUGAUCUUCAAGAGUAUAUUGAGUAAAUUAAAAUUGAACCUGACUAAUACUUUGUUGAACAAUAAUAAAAAAUGUUUCAAGAGAUAGAAAACAAGCGAAUGACUUGUUAUGAUAUUCAUUAAUACUUCAAUGCAAUUUUUCUAAUGUAAAAGUAUAAAACUUGGAUUUAGAAAGAAGUAUCUAUUAAAUUGAGAUACUUUUUAUUAAAAUUGUCCAAUAUUUUUUAAGAUUAUCCUCUAAGCAAUGUUAAAGCCAUUUUAUAUGCAUAAUUAGCAGAAAAAAUAAAGGAUGAGAAUGUUCAAAAAAAAUAUUUAGAAACAAGAUGGAAAUAUUGAU